CCAAAAAGACAAAACAAGAGGAAUGACAAGAAAUCAAGAAACCAAGAGAGACAGUACGACAUCGUUACUUGUUUCCUGUAGAUUUUUUUUUCCCAACACUUCAUCAUGUAGAUAUUCCUGAAAGUAACUUUCAUUUCUUUGCUUGCUGCUUUCACUCUUUUGGAUAUUAAAAUUUAAUUCUUCUGUGUUACUCUAGAAAAUCCUCAUUCCUCCUCCACUACCAAAAUCCUCUGUAAACAAGAAUUUCUUAAUUUCAGUUUUCUUUGUCUGAUGGGUCAUCUCCCAAACCCCACAAAAGUCUCCUCUCUUCCGACAAACCUCAAAUCUUGAAAUUGUAACCCAUACCCACAUCCCCUUUAGAAGAUUUCAUUACAUAAUCAUCCGUAUCUUGUUCAGACAUAUAAAAAGAAAGAAUCUUUACUUAGUUUUCUUGUUUUUCUUUGUUGGGGGCGUUGAGUUUCCACUGAACUAAGCCGAUAUGGCAGCUGUACUUAGAUCGAAAUCGUCGAGACAUACGGCCUCUAUGGCUAUUGCCCACUUCAGAUAUUUUAUCAUCAAUGAUUUUCACACGGGUCAUUUACCCAAUUUCCAUUUGUGUAAUCGAACCAAAUGGGAUAAUUUGGUCUCAAAUUCUGGUCAUAGUUCUUCUUUAUUCAAGUCUGUAUCGUUUCGUGGUGAAUUUGUUGACCGAUGUUAUGAUAAUUUGAAGAAUUCACAGAAUUCAAGUAGGAAGAGUAAGGAGAAAAUUAGUAUGUCUAGUAACUAUGGGGAACCUCCUGAGAUUUGGCAACCACCUGGUGAGGGGAUUGUGGUUCGUCCUGGUGUGAAGUUUGUUCAGGUGGGUGAAGGGGAAGGUCCUGGUUCGGGUUCUGGAGGUGGGUUUGCUUCUGGGUCAAAAGAUGGAUCUUGGGGUGGAUCCAAUUUGGGUACCCAAUUUCCCACACCAAAGCAACUGUGUAAAGGACUUGAUAAGUUUGUAAUUGGACAGGAGAGAGCUAAAAAGGUUCUGUCUGUCGCCGUAUAUAAUCAUUACAAGAGAAUAUAUAAUGACUCUUCACAUAAGUGGCCUGCAGGAAAUGACAGUAGUGAAAAAACAGAUGGAAUAGAAAAUGAGUCUGUGGAGCUUGAGAAGAGUAACAUCCUUUUAAUGGGGCCAACAGGUUCAGGGAAAACUUUACUUGCCAAGACCUUAGCUCGAUUGGUGAAUGUUCCCUUUGUUAUAGCAGAUGCUACGACACUAACUCAGGCAGGAUAUGUUGGGGAAGAUGUGGAAUCUAUUCUAUAUAAGCUCCUCACUGUUGCUGACUACAAUGUAUCAGCUGCUCAGCAAGGCAUAGUGUAUAUUGAUGAAGUUGACAAGAUCACGAAAAAGGCUGAAAGCCUCAACAUUAGUAGAGAUGUUUCAGGAGAGGGCGUCCAGCAGGCAUUGUUGAAGAUGCUUGAAGGAACAAUUGUCAAUGUGCCGGAGAAGGGAGCUCGGAAGCACCCUAGAGGGGAUAAUAUUCAGAUUGAUACCAAAGACAUUCUCUUUAUAUGUGGUGGAGCCUUCAUUGACUUGGAGAAAACAAUCUCUGAAAGACGCCAAGAUUCUUCUAUAGGAUUUGGUGCACCAGUUCGCACAAACAUGAGGACUGGUGGUGUUACAAGUGCUGCUGUGACAUCAUCUUUAUUGGAGACAGUUGAAAGUAGUGAUCUAAUAUCAUAUGGUCUGAUACCUGAGUUUGUCGGUCGAUUUCCCAUCCUUGUUAGUCUGUCAGCUUUAACUGAGGAUCAACUUGUGCAGGUUCUAACUGAGCCAAAAAAUGCGCUAGGGAAGCAGUACAAAAAGAUGUUCCAAAUGAACGGGGUAAAGUUGCAUUUCGUUGAAGAUGCACUACGAUUGAUAGCUAGGAAAGCAAUAUCUAAAAAUACUGGUGCUCGUGGAUUGCGAUCCAUACUGGAGAACAUUUUGAUGGAUGCUAUGUAUGAGAUUCCUGAUGUCAGAACAGGCGAUGAUGUAAUAGAUGCCGUUGUAGUUGAUGAGGAGUCGGUAGGAACUGAGGGACGAGGAUGUGGGGGUAAAAUCCUUUAUGGCAAAGGUGCAUUUGACCAACACUUCCCACAGAAUAGAUCAAAGGAUUCUGAGUCAAACAUGGAGGGGUCUGAUGGAGACCAUGAGGCGGAACAGGAGCUUCCUUCCAUUGUUGCUUUGUAAAUGUUCUGUGAGGUGUAUUUCUGGUCUCAAUUGUGUACAGUAAUCUAAAUUCAAAUAAACAAUGUUAUUUAAAUAGAGUUCAAUGUACUUUCAUACUGCA
Molecule: messenger RNA, 2294 nt
Organism: Solanum stenotomum
Lineage: Eukaryota; Viridiplantae; Streptophyta; Magnoliopsida; Solanales; Solanaceae
Product: CLP protease regulatory subunit CLPX1, mitochondrial
Exons: 15
Coding region: 479-2194 (571 amino acids)
Biological process (GO): protein folding; protein catabolic process; proteolysis
Cellular component (GO): mitochondrial matrix
Molecular function (GO): ATP binding; ATP hydrolysis activity; ATP-dependent protein folding chaperone
Source: RefSeq, a predicted model, not a curated record